Molecule: messenger RNA, 1651 nt
Organism: Octopus sinensis (East Asian common octopus)
Lineage: Eukaryota; Metazoa; Mollusca; Cephalopoda; Octopoda; Octopodidae
Product: zinc finger protein 678-like
Exons: 2
Coding region: 1-1119 (372 amino acids)
Biological process (GO): regulation of transcription by RNA polymerase II
Molecular function (GO): DNA-binding transcription factor activity, RNA polymerase II-specific; RNA polymerase II cis-regulatory region sequence-specific DNA binding
Source: RefSeq, a predicted model, not a curated record
AUGUAUUCUCUCCUGUUUUUACCAGAAUGCCGCAACGUCUUGCAACGAAUCAACAAAAUUAAAAUUGGUAGCCACUUGUCUGAUCAUAAACGUAUUCAUACGGGUGAGAAGCCAUAUCAUUGUGAUAUCUGUGGUAAAUCAUUCUUUUGUAGUAGCAACUUGUCUAAACAUAAACGUAUUCAUACAGGAGAGAAGCCGUAUCACUGUAAUAUCUGUGGUAAAUCGUUUUCUGGAAAUUGCAAUUUAACUAGUCACAAGCGUAUUCAUACAGGAGAGAAGCCGUAUCACUGUAAUAUCUGUGGUAAAUCAUUCACUUUUAAAAGUCAGUUGACUAAUCAUGAGCCUGUUCAUACAGGAGUGAAACCAUAUCCUUGUGAUAUCUGUGGCAAAUCAUUCUCUGAAAAUGGCAGUUUAACAAUUCACAAGCGUGUUCAUACGGGUGAGAAACCAUAUCGUUGUGAUAACUGUGGUAAAUCAUUCCCUUCUAACAGUCACUUGGCUAAUCAUAAGCGUAUUCAUUCUGGAGAAAAACCAUAUCACUGUGAUAUAUGUGACAAAUCAUUCUCUCAGAGUAGUGGCUUAAGUAAUCACCAGCGCGUUCACUCUGGAGAGAAACCAUAUUAUUGUGAUAUCUGUGGUAACUCAUUUCCUUGUAAUAGAAACUUGUCUAAACAUAGACGUAUUCAUACAGGAGAGAAGCCAUAUCACUGUGAUAUCUGUGGUAAAUCGUUUUCUGAAAAUAGCAAUUUAACUGUUCACAAGCGUACACAUACAGGAGAGACACCAUAUCAUUGUAAUAUCUGUGGUAAAUCUUUCACUACUAAAAGUCACCUGACUAGACACAAACGCAUUCAUACAGGAGUGAAACCAUAUCCUUGUGAUAUCUGUGGCAAAUCAUUCUCUCAAAGUUGCAAAUUAACUGUUCACAAGCGUAUUCAUACAGGAGAGAAACCAUAUCAGUGUAAUAUCUGUGGCAAAUCAUUCUCUGAAGGAGGUGUCUUAACUAGACAUCAGCCUGUUCAUACAGGGGAGAGACCAUAUCAGUGUGAUAUCUGUGGUAAAUCAUUCUCACGGAAAUCCCACUUAAGUAGACAUAAGAGUAUACACACACAAGUGUGACUGUAUAAGUAUUAAAAUUUAUUACAACAUGCCUAAAAUUACUUCUAGUUUUUCUGAAAAGAGACAGGGAUUUUUUUUUAUCUCUUCAAAUUUCAUGGUAUCAACUUCAGUUUCAUCAAUGUCAACAUCAAAUUCAGCAAAGACUUUGAUUUCUGAAGAUGGUCAUGCUGGAUUUAUGAGGAAUUUGUUAUGAGAGAAUAAAGGAAUGGGAAUAAUGAAUAAAAGGGUAAACUGAAAUUGGUUUUGUCUAUGUACUUUCAUCAAUGUUUACGUUAUCAUUAUCAUCAUCCUUUAGCGAUAAUUUUAUCUAUACGCUGGCAUAAGCUGUGACAUGAGGUGGCAAGCCAUAGUUCUGCACUAGGUUCCGGUCCGAUUUGUUUGGGUUUCUCUGGAUGUAUUCUCCUAAUGCUAACCAGUUUACAGUUUAUGCUGUGUGCUUUAUAUAUACACUUUUGCUUUUUUUAUUCAUUUGACUGCGGCCAUGCUGGAGCACCGCCUUUAAUCGAGCAACUCGACCCUGGGACCUAUUCUU